Hermetia illucens (black soldier fly) is the source of this 1779-nucleotide messenger RNA. Its product is annotated as probable cytochrome P450 4d14. The transcript has 6 exons. NCBI's taxonomy places the organism in Eukaryota, Metazoa, Arthropoda, Insecta, Diptera, Stratiomyidae. The record is from RefSeq and is a predicted model, not a curated record. The coding region runs from base 112 to 1587 and encodes 491 amino acids. Gene Ontology annotation, molecular function: iron ion binding; monooxygenase activity; oxidoreductase activity, acting on paired donors, with incorporation or reduction of molecular oxygen.
AUUCGAAUGGAGGCGGACCGCAAAUAGAUUUGCCGCUAGCAGACAAUUACCGCCAGUUAUCUCCUGGCCUUUCGGAUAAAUCUAUUAUCAUCUCCGCGUGUUUGUAGCCAAAUGAUCGCGCUAGCAGUACCUAUCAUUUUCGUGUUAUAUCUACUUAAAGUGCUCUACUCCAAAUGGAAAGUGUACAAUUACAUAUUGAGUAACUUUUCUAGCCCCCCGAGGCACCCGAUUUUCGGAAUUCUGCAUUUGUUUCCAUCGGACUCACCAGGAAUUUUCAGGACGUUCCAGGAAUUGGUGAAAAACUAUGGGAGGAAUUUCGUCGUAUCCAGACCAAUAUUUGAUGCUUUAAUUGCAAUAUCGGAUCCAGCGGAUAUUGAAACCAUUCUGUCGAACCCCAAUACGAAGACGGCGAAAAAGGCUCGCUUAUAUGAUACCCUAAAACCGUGGCUAGGCACUGGACUUCUCACAUCAUGGGGUGAAAAAUGGUAUUCCCGGCGGAAAAUAAUCACCCCAGGUUUCCAUUUUAGUAUACUCGAAGGAUUUGUCGAAGUAAUGACUAAACAAUCUGACGUUUUAGUCGAGCAUUUGAGAUCAGAAAUUGGGAAGGAUGAAGUCGACAUUUAUCCAUUGGUCAAUGCAUUCGCCCUAGACGUAAUUUGUGAGACUUCAAUGGGAGUGAAGGUGAAUGCGCAAGCAGAUCCCAGGUCGGAAUAUGUAGUGUCUGUGAAAAAAAUAUCUCGAGCAAUACAAGCGAAAAUCCACCAUCCUUUAGGAAAAAUGCCAGUCCUAUACUCGAUGACCAAAAAUGGGCGCUAUUUGCAGCAUUUAACAAACAUCUUACAUGACUUCACGAACAAAGUAAUCAUGGAGCGCCGAGAGCAACUUUUACAUAACAGUAGCCCAGAUAAGGGAAGCCGAAUGAACUUCUUAGAUAUCCUUCUGCACGCCACAGCUGAUGGCAAACCCUUGACAAAUGAUGACAUCCGCGAAGAAGUAGAUACUUUCAUGUUUGAAGGACAUGACACCACAGCUUCGGGCAUUGGGUUCACUCUAUACUUACUAUCGCGCCAUCCAGAUAUCCAAGAUAAGGUUUAUGAAGAGCUGAAGGAUAUUUUCGGAAACGGACAUGAAGCGGAGAUAACGAGCAAAAAGUUAAACGAAUUGGUAUACCUAGAAAUGGUCAUAAAGGAAAGCUUACGAAUGUUGCCGCCUGUCCCUAGCAUAGGGAGGCAAUUGAUGGAAGAUACAAUGAUAGGCGGUGUUACGGUUCCAGCCGGUAUCAACCUUUCUCUUCAAAUCUACGGUGUGCAUCAUGAUCCACGCAACUUUCCGGAUCCCGAGAACUUCGACCCAGAACGUUUCAACACUUCUGGCACGCAGAAUAAACGCACUUUCGCGUAUAUUCCGUUUAGUGCAGGUGGUCGUAAUUGUAUUGGCCAAAAGUUUGCAAUGCUUGAUCUGAAGGCAUGCAUAGCGAAAGUAAUAAUGAAUUUUAGAUUAUUGCCCGGUCCGGAAAUAAUUUUACAAGGCGACCUUAUUUUGAAAUCAUCAAAUGGAAUACGAGUUGGGCUCGAAGAGAGAGAAUGAACCAUUUUAUGUCUAUUUAUUAUUAUUUAAAAAAACAAUCUUAACUUCCUGUCUCUUUACAAAAUUAUCGAUAUUUAUUUAUGUAUGUAGUUUCAUCUCUCUAUAUUGAACGAGAUUCUUUUUAUUUUACCCUGAAUUAUGCCAUUUUCAGGUAAAUUUUACUUUUAAUAAAACGAUUUUCGAAUUCCCAAA